Molecule: messenger RNA, 1998 nt
Organism: Gongylonema pulchrum
Lineage: Eukaryota; Metazoa; Nematoda; Chromadorea; Rhabditida; Gongylonematidae
Source: the annotation of a GenBank genome assembly
AUGCUGGCCAACGAGCAUGAAAUCGAUUUCCAGGUUGUCGAUGUCGAUUAUUAUAUGGAUAAUCAGGAUGAUGUUGUCAUUCGUUUGUUUGGAGUUACGGCUGGCCAAAAUUCUGUUUGUGUGCAAGUGCAUGGAUUUGUUUCAUAUUUUUAUGUAUUAUUAGAAAGUGCAUUCGAAGAAAAACACAUCGAAUAUGCCAAAAAAUAUUUGGAUAAUUUAAUUAAGAGUCAAUUACCAACGAAUAUUGGAAUUUCGAAACAUGUUGAGAAGUUAGUUGUUGAUCUGGAAAUCGUACAAGGCGCCAAUAUUUAUGGUUAUAAGGAGAAUCUAAAUCAGAAUUUUCUAAAAGUAUAUUGCUCAAUAAGAAAUGACGACCUGGUGGUCCAUGCGCCUGAUUCAUCGCCAAAAUGGUCAUCAAUAGCACCGCUGCGCAUUCUUUCUUUCGAUAUCGAAUGCACAAAUCGAAAAGGUAUUUUCCCAGAGGCUCAUACAGAUGCCGUAAUACAGAUAGCUAACAUGGUGAAAGUUGAAGGCGACAAUGAGCCAUUUAUUCGCAAUUGUUUUGUUAUCGGUGAAACGGCGCCUGUUAUUGGCAGCGAAAUCAUUGUUUCUAAGAGUGAAGAAGAAAUGCUUGAAGUGAUUUCUUUCGAUCCGGAUCUCUUCACUGGCUAUAACAUUCAGAAUUUCGAUUUCCCGUAUAUUAUUGAACGCGCCCGAACAUUAAAGAUUGAAAAUCGGGCAACGAUGCUUGGCCGAAUCGUGGUGCAGCGUGAUUACAAAUUACGAAGUUACUCGUUAAACAGUGUCAGCUACCACUUUUUAUGCGAGCAAAAAGAGGACGUGGAUUAUUCGAUGAUCGCCGAAUUACAGAAUGGAAAUGCGUUGUCACGCCGUCGUUUAGCUGUUUACUGUAUGAAAGACGCCUAUUUGCCUCUUAGGCUAUUACAGAAAUUAAUGUCUGUUAUUAAUUAUAUCGAAAUGGCUCGAGUGACUGGUGUUCCUCUUGACUACUUGCUUUCAAGAGGCCAGCAAGUCAAGGUUUUGUCGCAGAUCCUGCGAAAAGCGAAAUCACUUAACUUUUUUCUACCAGUAAUCGAUGCUGUUCAAGCAGAAGAAACUUACGAAGGUGCUACAGUAAUUGAACCAAUUCGCGGUUUUUACAAUGUUCCAAUUGCGACUCUCGAUUUUGCCUCACUCUUAGCGGAGAGCGAUUUUGAAGUAACGCCGUCCAACAAUCGCUUUGUGAAAGCUCAUCUUCGACGUGGUUUGCUACCGCAAGUUUUAGAAGAUUUAUUGAGUGCAAGAAAACGAGCAAAAAAUGAGUUAAAGAAUGAACAAGAUCCAUUUCGUUGUAUGGUUUUGAACGGAAGGCAGUUGGCACUAAAAAUAUCAGCAAACUCAGUUUACGGUUUUACUGGUGCUUCGGUCGGAAAAUUGCCUUGCUUGGAGAUCUCCCAGUCAGUCACCGCUUUCGGUCGUCAGAUGAUUGAUUUUACAAAAAAUACCGUUGAAGAGAUAUAUAAAAAAGGUUAUCUGGAUGGCAAAUGCCCAUGUGAUGCUCAGGUUAUUUAUGGUGAUACUGAUUCAGUAAUGGUCAAAUUUGGUGUGAAAGAUAUAAAGUCGGCGAUGGAGCUUGGCUUGCAUGCUGCUACAGAAGUUAGCAAAAAAUUUACACCUCCUAUCAAAUUGGAAUUUGAAAAGGUUUAUUCUCCUUUCCUGUUGAUUACCAAGAAACGCUACGCGGGUCUGUAUUUUACGCGACCUGAAAAACACGAUAAAAUUGAUUGCAAAGGACUGGAAACAGUUCGACGUGACAACUGCCCACUGGUUUCGAAAGUUCUUAGCACAUGCCUGGAGAAAAUGUUAUUGGAAGGCGAUGCUACUGGUGCUCUGGAACAUGCGAAAAAGGUCAUAUCAGAUCUGCUGUGUAAUCGAAUUGAUAUUUCGGAGCUGAUUAUCACCAAAGAAUUAACUCGUUCCAGCAAUGUAAGUGUUUAA